AUGAAGAGCUGGAAAGAACAAGCUGGCUUCAGAAGGGGUAAAAGCACUACAGAACAACUUUUCACAUUAAGAAACAUCAUUGAACAAUGUUCAGAAUGGAAUGCUCCUUUAUACAUCAACUUUGUAGACUUUGAAAAGGCGUUUGAUUCCAUCCACAGGGAAAGCUUAUGGUCCAUCUUAAAAGCUUACCACAUUCCAGACAAACUCAUCACAGUUAUAAAACUCUUUUACGACUCAUUUGAGUGUGCAGUCAUAGACGAAGGAAUACAAUCGGAAUGGUUUAAAGUAAAAACAGGAGUAAAACAAGGAUGUAUGAUGUCUGGUUUCUUAUUUCUAUUAACCAUUGACUAUGUCAUGAAACAAACGAUUAAAGAUCAAGAAACAGGAACCAGAUAA
Mytilus trossulus (common blue mussel) is the source of this 396-nucleotide messenger RNA. RefSeq lists its product as uncharacterized. The coding region runs from base 1 to 396 and encodes 131 amino acids. The record is from RefSeq and is a predicted model, not a curated record. Lineage: Eukaryota; Metazoa; Mollusca; Bivalvia; Mytilida; Mytilidae. The transcript has a single exon.